Aureobasidium vineae is the source of this 1056-nucleotide messenger RNA. NCBI's taxonomy places the organism in Eukaryota, Fungi, Ascomycota, Dothideomycetes, Dothideales, Saccotheciaceae. The record is from the annotation of a GenBank genome assembly.
AUGGAUGCGUACGAACAUGAACGCAUGAUUGCGGAGCUGGCGGUGCAGCGGGCCUCCCUCCNNCUGACCAAACGAAUCCUCGCCGACAUCGACAAGGGCGCCCUGGACAAGAGCGACCGCACUCCCGUCACUAUUGGCGACUUUGGCGCACAAGCUCUCAUGAUCGGCGCAAUACACCACAAUUUUCCAGAAGACUCAUUCAUUGGCGAAGAGACAGCGACUGCACUGCGCGAGAAUGAGCAACUACGGGACCGCGUUUGGGAUCUCGUGUCGACCACGCAUCUGCAAGAGAAGGAGUUGGACGAGCGAUUAGGAAGCAUUGGCUCAGCAGAAGAAAUGCUGGACACAAUCGACCUGGGCAAUCAUCCUGGAGGUCGUGAAGGCCGCAUCUGGAUUCUGGACCCGAUCGACGGCACAGCGACCUUUAUGCGCAAUCAGCAAUAUGCCGUCUGUCUUGCCUUGAUUGUCGACGGCGAGCAAAAGGUAGGCGUCAUUGGAUGCCCCAAUCUGGACCUCAGCACCGGCAAGAUAUCCGAGGAAAAUGCCGACAAUGCUGGUAAUGGCCAAAUGCUUUCUGCCAUCAAAGGCCGAGGCGCAACCGUCAGGCCUCUAGGUCAUGGGGGACUGCAGCCAGCUACGCGAAUCAACAGGCGCGAUAACAUCUCCAACGAUCCACGCACGCUCGACUUUGUCGAGUCCGGUAACAGCACAUCCGUCGAUCUCGACUUCCACCGCAAGGUAGCCGAGAAGCUGGGCGCCCCAUGGCCUGGUACCGACAUGUGGUCCUCCCAAAUGCGAUACAUUGCCAUGGCCGUUGGCGGUGGCGACAUUAUGCUGCGUUUCUACAGCAAGAAGGGCCACAAGUCUUAUCUCUGGGACCAUGCAGGGNGCUUCCUGAUCUUCGAAGAGUCAGGCGGUAAGGUCACUGACCUGGACGGCAAACCCAUCGACUUUGGCGCCGGAAGAAGGUUCGAGAACAACAGUGAGAUGGUUGCUGCUCCGGAAAACGCGCAGCCACGCAUUCUUCAACUGGUCAAUGAAAUGCUUGGAUCUUGA